Cucurbita pepo subsp. pepo (vegetable marrow) is the source of this 1497-nucleotide messenger RNA. Its product is annotated as Protein-tyrosine phosphatase-like, PTPLA. Lineage: Eukaryota; Viridiplantae; Streptophyta; Magnoliopsida; Cucurbitales; Cucurbitaceae. Gene Ontology annotation, biological process: sphingolipid biosynthetic process; very long-chain fatty acid biosynthetic process; fatty acid elongation. Gene Ontology annotation, cellular component: endoplasmic reticulum membrane. Gene Ontology annotation, molecular function: 3-hydroxyacyl-CoA dehydratase activity. The record is from RefSeq and is a predicted model, not a curated record.
AAAAUCUUAUAUCAUUCAAAUCUGUUGGCCAUCGGAUAAAAUUUUACCCAAAUCUCAUGAUGAACGUCUAGUAAAAAUGUCUCGACUUUAAUGUGCUUUGUUAAGCCAUUGGAUGAAUAAAUGAAUGAACAAAUGAAUGAAUAAAUGAAUAAAUGAAUGAAUGAAUAAAUGAAUGAACAAAUGAAUGAAUAAAUGAAUAAAUGAAUGAAUGAAUAAAUGAAUGAAUAAUCACCAAGAAAGUCUGGGAAUUUAUCGACUUUCUAGCCCAGAAAUUAUCAAAACAAAACCCACAUUAAUUCCAACUCAAAUCCCCCAUUGAAAUUUAUCGACUUUCUAUUUCUAUUUCCAUUUUCAUUCGACGGAGGUUACUGUUCAAGCUGCCGACAACAGAAUGUCUCGCCUAUCGAACUUCUAUCUGCUAACUUACAACUCCCUCCAAGCUUUUGGCUGGACGAUUUCUCUUUACAGACUUCUAGACAGUUUUGUAGCCACCAAAUCUACUAGUGGUGCUUACUCUUCUGUGGGAGAACUUAUCUGUUUCCUGCAAACUGCUGCAUUCUUGGAAAUUAUUCAUGGAGCUAUUGGCUUGGUACCAACUGGAGUGUUGCUUCCUCUAAUGCAAUGGGGCGGGAGGGUUCAUUUUCUGGUUGCAGUUGUUCGUCAACUUCACGAGGUUCAACAGUUGCCUUCUGUUUUCAUCACUUUCCUGGCUUGGAGCUUAUCUGAGGUCAUCAGAUAUUCUCAUCAUGCUUUGAAUUGCUUGGGAGUUGGCCUAUUUUGGCUUACAUAUCUUAGGUACACUGCCUUCAUAAUUCUCUAUCCAAUUGGAGUGACAAUUGGUGAAAUGUGGCUCAUGUACCAAGCAAUUCCUUUUAUGAUAAAGAACAACCUCUAUGCAGAUGCCUUCGGUAAACUUCCCUUCAGCUAUUACAAUGCCAUCAAGGUUCUGCUUUUUGUCUACCCACUAUUUUUCUUGAAACUGUACCUACAUUUGUUCAAGCAAAGGAAAUCAAAAUUGGGCAAGCAGCACAAGAAGAAGAGAAACUGAAGAUACCAGAAAAGCACAAUCUACAAUGAUUUUUCCAGUGACCAGAAACGAGGAAAAGCAGAAGAAUAUAAAGUUAUGAGCCAUACAUGGUAUUUAUCAGGACUGGUGACACUGAAUUAUGUUUCUAUUGGUUGAUUUUUCCACGUUCAAUUGAACUUCUUUCUAGAUACUACCAACCAACCCACCGUCAAGAACACUUUUAAUUAACAAUGAGUUUAUGCUAUCUGACGCAGAAGCGGCUGAAUUGAAAUCUAAUUUGCUUAUUAAAAUAAGAUAUUGUCUCAGCAAGUAGUUUCUUUAAAAUAUAUUAUCAUCAACAAAUUGUCUGGCACAUGUAUAGAUAUAUAUUUUCUUGUUAAAGGGUGCCUAUCAGUUAUGCUAGCUUGAAACAUUGUGACUUGAGAUAUGAUUUCAUCUUGAUAUAAAGUUGUCUAAUCAACUUGUUUCUC